ACACCGCCUUCUUAUUUAACGGCCUCCUUCCUUUCUCUUUUCCCAGACUCACUUUCUUCCCUCUUUCUUCUAUCAAAUCCUUCGCUCGUUUCCCAUGAAACCCUAGAAAAUUCUCCGAAGCUCUUUUCCGAACCGCAGAAAAUCUGCCCAACUCCAUUUCCCUCCUCGGAAACCCUAGCGAAAGGAACUCCAAAGCUCCACCGCUCUUGAAGUCCAACCCUCCAUAAACCCUAGAAAUCUCUACAAGCUUCGUUCCUCUCUUUCGUCCCUGGGAAACCCCGAUCACGUCUUCCGCUUCAAGUAACUCUGGGUAUUGCUUCUGCUUCUGCUGCCGAUCUUUGCCUUUAUAGACAGUUGCUGUUGCCGUACCUCAUCUUGUUUCCUGGACUGCUGGAGUAGACUUUGAUUUCGUUCAGAGGGGUUUUAUAUUCUGCCAAUUCAAUGGCGAAUUCUUUGGACAUGUCGCUGGAUGAUAUUAUAAAGAACAGAGGCAACAGCGAUAGAGGCAGAGGCCGUAGCCGGGGCCGGGCCUGGGGCAGAGGCCGUGGCCGAGGCCAAGGUGGCUCAUUUGAUCGUGGAAGGGGGGCUGGAAUGCUCCAUCGAGGGCCUCUCAGGGUGAACACUCGGUCGUCACCUUAUGCAAUCGCCAAGUCUUUCAGCAGAGCUAAGGAUUUGAUAUGGCAACAUGAUAUGUUUGAGGAUAGCAUGAUAGCCGCCGGCCUGACUGGAAUUGAAACUGGCACCAAAUUGUAUGUGUCCAACCUCGAUUAUGGAGUUUCCAAUGAGGAUAUAAAGGAGCUAUUUUCUGAGAUUGGAGAGCUCAAACGGUGUGCGGUUCACUAUGAUCGAAAUGGGCGCCCAAGUGGCUCGGCGGAAGUAGUGUUUAGCAGGAAAAGUGAUGCUUUAGCAGCUGUAAAGCGAUAUAAUAAUGUUCAGCUGGAUGGGAAGCCUAUGAAAAUUGAAGUCAUAGGCAGCAACUUAGGCAUGCCUGUCUCUGCUCGUGUGAAUGUUGUUGGGGGAGCAAAUGGAAGAGGAAGGAGGACUGUUGUGAUGACGCCGGAAUUGGGACGCGUGGGAGGACCUGCUGCUACCUUUAAUCGUGGUCCUGGUAAACGUGGUCGUGGUGGCUUCCGGCGAGGUGGGCGUGGCAGUGGACGGGGCCGUGGCCGCGGACGUGGCCGUGGGAGGAAGCAACCUACUGAGAAAUCAGCUAAUGAACUAGACAAGGAGUUGGAGAAUUAUCAUGCAGAAGCCAUGCAUACAUCAUAGUUGGUUGCUGCUGUGGGAUAUGAGAACACUUGAAUAUUCUGUUGUAGCUUUGUACUGUAAAAAAGAGGAGAGGAUUGUGGCAGUGAUUUUUCCGUUUUUUUUUUCUCCCCAGGUCACAUGCUCGGACCAUCCAUUUAGCGGAUCUAAUCAAGAGGUUACUAGGCUAUCAUCAUGUGAUUAUUGCUUCUGUUUUAUCAUACUUUGCUUUACUUUGUUGGUAACCCUCUAGUUUUCCCAUCGUUUCCUUUUUACUCUCAACGGUGGAGAUGAUGAAAAUUGCUACCUGCACGUGGGAAAUGUAACCAGAAAUUAAUAGCUCUA
Molecule: messenger RNA, 1590 nt
Organism: Magnolia sinica
Lineage: Eukaryota; Viridiplantae; Streptophyta; Magnoliopsida; Magnoliales; Magnoliaceae
Product: THO complex subunit 4D
Exons: 7
Coding region: 442-1269 (275 amino acids)
Biological process (GO): mRNA export from nucleus
Cellular component (GO): nucleus
Molecular function (GO): mRNA binding
Source: RefSeq, a predicted model, not a curated record